AUGGCGGACCGGGCGCAGGCCGGAGAAGACUUGGUGCGGGCGGUGGAGGACGCCGGACAGGCGGUGACGGCGGCGGCCGAGGGUGGCGGUGGCGUGGUCGACGAGGGCGCUGUGUGCCUGGUGGCUCUCUGCCGGGCGGUGGAGGCGCUACUGCGCCACGGCCUGCGGGCCCGCGGCUCAUUCUUCGGCGGCGCCAAGGACUACAUCCACUUUGUGGCCGCCGCUGCCCGCGACGCACCGGCGGCCGCCACUACGCUGCGCUCCGAGGCCGCUACCUUUGGCGUCUCCACCCCCGCCGGCCGCGGGCGGGCCUUUCUGCGCGCCGCCCUGGCCGAGCAAGCCCUGGCUCCCCACCUGGCCGCGCUGACCAGCGACGUGUGGACCGUGUCCGAGUGGUACGAGGCGCACGCUGCUCUUCGCUCGCCCACGCUGCGCACUCGUGCCCUCACCGCCCUUGAUGGCCUGACCCCCAUCGUCUUUGCUCUCUGCGUCAAAGACGUCGAUCUCGACGCCACCUGGGCUCCACCCGCCGCCGCGGGCAGCGCCGCCACGAGCAGCCCGCCACGCCGCACACAUGUUGAUGCGCUCAGCAACACGCCACUCCCACCGCCACUCCCACAGCCGGUGGCAUCCGAGACCGGACAGCCACAGCAGCAGCAGGUGGUGGAGCUCGUCCCGCUCGGCCGCUUUGCGCAGCGCGAGUACCGCAAGGCGUGGCUGGCAGCGCUGUCGGCGGCGACCGAAGCGUGGUAUCGCGCCAACGAGGCCGAUGACGCGGCGCAGACUGCGGCAAACGUUGCCGCCGAGCUGCAGGCGGAAGUUUUGGCGCUGGCAUCGUCGGCUACCGCUGCCGAGGCGCGGGCGGCGCAGGCGGGCGUCGAGCGCGACGCCGCUGAAACUCGGGCUGCCGAGCUCGAGCGGGCGCUGGAAGCAGAAGAGAGAGUCACCUCGCAGAUCACACUCGAGUACAAUGCCAAGCUCAAGGCUCUGGCCGCCUCCGAAGCGGAGAACUUUGAACUCAAGCUCACACUCGUCGCGCUGGGCAAGCAGCUCCGCGACGCCGGACUUGUGCCGUGCGUCGAGACCGGCAACGACGGCGACGAGACGGUGCGGCAGAAGCAAGCGUCGACGAUGACGACGACAUGA
Molecule: messenger RNA, 1146 nt
Organism: Thecamonas trahens ATCC 50062
Lineage: Eukaryota; Apusomonadida; Apusomonadidae
Exons: 2
Coding region: 1-1146 (381 amino acids)
Biological process (GO): plus-end-directed vesicle transport along microtubule; positive regulation of autophagosome maturation
Cellular component (GO): lysosome; autophagosome; late endosome
Source: RefSeq, a predicted model, not a curated record